AAAACCAAAAAAAAAACCAACAACAACGACAACAACAAACAAACAAACAAACACCAUGUGGAGGAGAAGACUCACUGCUCAGCUCCACAGAUUCGCCGCCGCCGGCCUCUCCUCUUCGCCGUCUUCGUCACCGUUCCGGCCAUCAGUCACUCUCUUAUCUGCUUCCGAUUCCGCUACAAAGGCAGCUGGAUCCUUUAACCACCAUGGGAUGCGAUACUCAACUACAGUGCCAAAUGAUCCUGACACACAUGAGGACUUCAUGCCCACUAAUAAGCUUCAGAAUUCUGACCUUUCUUUGAAGGACAUUGUUGAGCAGGAUGUCAAUGGCAACCCUGUGAUGAUUUACAUGAAAGGAGUGCCUGAUCUUCCUCGGUGUGGAUUCAGCUCAUUAGCAGUGAGAGUGUUGAAAGAAUAUAAUGUUCCUUUGAGUGCCAGAAACAUAUUGGAAGACCCUGAGCUUAAGAAUGCUGUCAAAUCAUUCAGCAACUGGCCCACGUUUCCACAGAUAUUCAUCAAGGGGGAGUUUGUUGGAGGAUCAGACAUCAUUCUCAACAUGCACCAGACUGGCGAGUUGAAGGAAAUGCUUAAAGAUAUUGCAGCCAACCAGGAGAAUUAAGAGUAAG
Camellia sinensis is the source of this 623-nucleotide messenger RNA. The record is from RefSeq and is a predicted model, not a curated record. Lineage: Eukaryota; Viridiplantae; Streptophyta; Magnoliopsida; Ericales; Theaceae.